Molecule: messenger RNA, 1954 nt
Organism: Culex pipiens pallens (northern house mosquito)
Lineage: Eukaryota; Metazoa; Arthropoda; Insecta; Diptera; Culicidae
Product: phospholipase A1 VesT1.02-like
Exons: 7
Coding region: 449-1534 (361 amino acids)
Molecular function (GO): lipase activity
Source: RefSeq, a predicted model, not a curated record
AGUUUAGCCAUCCAUCGACGCCGUUGUUCACGCCGUUCAGUCCAACCUGCCCAGCCAACGGAGCCAGCUCGCGGUCGCGGCCAACAGCCAACACUAUUUGUGCCUUGGAAGCCUUCGAGGGUCGUCGUUUAUGCCAUAUCGGUGCGCGGCGUGCGUUGGCAAGAACUGUUGUUUUCAAAGUCAAGUUGGCAAAAGCAUCAUAAUCGUUUCGAUCGAUCUCGAGUGCGGACAGCGCUGUGUGGGCUUCUCAGCCGUUUACUCGUUGGGUGUGCAUUAAUUGGAACAUAGAGCAAGUGCUAAUUCUUAGUGAAGCCCCCGCAAAGGAAUCGAAAGUGACUGGUUUUCCCUCUUUAGUUGUGCGACCGUACGAGCCAAUUACCUUCAAGUUCAAGUGUACAGUGCUUCGAGACAAGAAAACCAGGGGAAAACGACAAACCCGUGUGGCAAAAUGUUGAUAACAAUGAAAAUAUUUCUGAUUUCGACGUUCGUCGGCGGUGGCUUCGUGAUUUAUCAUUUUAUAGAUGCCCAGGCGCAACAUCUGCUGGCCCAGGCCCUCUACCUGGGCGAUCCGAACUCGUACAACACCUCGAAGGAGGACUGCGUGUGGAAGCGCGGCAACGGGGAGGACCGCUGCCCCGAUGCGGACAUCCGGACCAUCCUGUACACGUCCGGCAUCGUGAAGGAGAAGUUUGUGUUCGAUAUGGACCACCCCGACUGGUUGAACGACACCGAAUGGGAGCCGGCAAAGGAGAACAUCAUUCUAGUUCACGGCUACGCCGGCGGUGACGAUACCUUGCCGAUUGCGGUUCUGCGAGACGCCUACAUCAAGCACGGUGGGUACAACGUGUUCCUGGUGGACUGGGGUGCGCUGGGACAACCCCCGUGCUACGUGGCUGCCGUGUACAACAUCCGUCCGAUUGCGGCCUGUUUGUCCCAGACGGUGAUGAAACUUCGUCGGCUGGGACUGCCCCCAGAUCGGACGACUUGCGUUGGACACUCGCUCGGAGCUCACAUCUGUGGACUGAUGGCGAAUCAUUUGAACUUCCGACUUGAGCGAAUCAUUGCUCUGGAUCCUGCCCGUCCAUUGAUCAAACCAGGAAACAUGAACCGGCUGGACAGUGGCGACGCCAAAUCCGUCCAGGUCAUCCACACGAACGCCGGCCACUACGGAGAGGGUGGACGAGUUGGCCACAUCGAUUUCUGCAUCAACGGAGGCCGUCGGCAGCCAUACUGUGGCAACAGCACAAACAUCAACCUGUGCAGUCACAUCUGGGCCGUGUGCUACCUGGCGCAGUCCAUCUUCGAGGGUAUGGAACCGAUGGCGGAACCGUGUAACCGACGAUGCCCCACCAACGUGCUGAUUCCGCCGGGACGGCAAGGUCGAGGCCGCUUCGGGUACGCCAUCGGAUACGCGAUCCCCAUGGGACAAAAGACACCGAUGAGUGCUUCCGGUUCCUACUGCAUCAAGGACACCACGCCGCCAUUCUGUCCGACGAGUGCGACAUCGCCGGGAGAUCUGCGGUGCUGCAUAUGAACGACGAGAAAAGUGUCGUUCCGGGUCAGAGUCGCGCCGCUGGCAAACCCAGUUCUAGCUCACUAAUCUAUAAUUGUGCCUAAGUAUGGCUGCCAAGUAGUCAAAUUAUAUUUAUUUUUAUACACGUAGUAAUAAGGGUACCGCAGUUUGAAAUGACAUACCCGUGUUUUGUUCUUGUUUUUAGAAGAAGAAAGAAGUAUUACUAUCUAGACAGGAAAACUAUCGGAACAAAUUAUCCACAGAGACGAAAACAUUGUUGUUAUGAUCGCAUUUGUGUCUACUGUGAAGAAUGAGAUUUGAUGUGAAAAAUUGAUAUUUUCUGUUAGCUUCUGCUAUCUUUUACUAUUAGAAACACCAGUUUAUAUUCUAUAAAAUAUUGUGAAUUUUAAAGAUCUGAAAUAAAAAAUAUCGAACAAUUGA